Molecule: messenger RNA, 369 nt
Organism: Aspergillus uvarum CBS 121591
Lineage: Eukaryota; Fungi; Ascomycota; Eurotiomycetes; Eurotiales; Aspergillaceae
Exons: 1
Source: RefSeq, a predicted model, not a curated record
GCCCUCAACGUCCUCUACUACUUCCAGAAACAAGAGCUGAAGCUCGACUUCAACUCCCCCGACCGUGCUCAAGCCUACCAGAAUCUAAACCGAGAAGGUCGCAUCUACGCGACAGAACCGACAGCCGUGUACCUGCCGCUCACCCCCUCGAUGGCCUACCUACGCGACAGCCACAACGGGCUGGUGAUCGGGUUCACCACGGGCGCAGAAGCCAACCGAUGGUGUCAGACCGCUGUGUUGGGCCGGCUACAUUGUCCCAGCACUCCGCAUGAGGUGCGCAUUCGGCGCGCGUGGACCGACGAGGCCCUGGACCAGCAGCUUCAGAUGCAGCAGUUCCCGCUCUUCAUGCCGGCGCAGGGAGAAGCGCCG